AUGGUCAGGGCCGCCGUCAAGGAGUGGGCUGACCGCAAGCGGGCAGCUGCACAACAGGCCUCUGAAGUGCCGGCGCCGCAAACGCCGCCCCCGCGGGCGGCGGCGGCGGCCACAGCCGCCGCUGCCUCGACCGCACAGGCCCCUGCUGCGACGCCGCCGGCGGCAGCGGCGCUGGCCUUGCUGCGCAGCGGCGACCCUCAGCGUGCUGCUGAGGGUGCGAGGAUGAUGGCCCUGCUAGCCUGUGGUGAUGGCCGCGAGGGGGUUGCCACGGAGCCCGGCGCCCUCGAAGCCAUAGUCGACGCGCUCUGCAGCCCUGUGACGGUUGAGGCUGCUGCGACGGCCUUGUCGGGGCUGCGCGUGGAUGGCACUGUGCUGCAGCAAGUCGCUGCAAUACCCGGCAUACUUCCGCGGCUGGCACUGGCAAUCAGCUGCACCAGCACAACACGCGGCGCUGCCUGGGCGCUGGGUUGGAUUGCCACGGCUGGCCCUGAAGUGCGGCACCAGGCUGUGUCCACACCUGGCAUGCUGCCUGCCCUCGCGGCGGCGGCGUGCCGGGACCCCACAGGCAUGGCGGUGUGGGCGUUGCACAAACUGACAGCGUUUGAUGAGGCAAACGUGAUCCUGAAGGUCAGGGCAGCCAGCGGCAUCCCAUCUGCGCUGGCUGCGGCACUGCGCAGCGGCGUCGCGUACGCAGCCAUGGUGCUUUCUAAGUUGGUUCAGCGCCCCGGCGAGCUGCGGAGCGACGCCUGGAAGGAUGCAGGCGUAAUACCGGCCCUGGUGGCAGCGCUUGGUCAUCCAAACGACGACACCGAGUACUUGGCGGUUCGUGCGCUCGUCUCUGUUGCAUGGCGCGGCGCGUCAUAUCGGGAGCAGAUUGGGGCAGCGCCUGGCAUCCUGCCUGCGUUGGCUACCCUCCUGCCCAACCCAAGGGUGGCAGAAGCAUGCGCGUCGACCAUCAGCUACCUAGCCAAAGACGGGGAUCGUAUCUCACAAGCUCUUGCCACAACUCCUGGCAUGCUUGCGGGACUUGUGGCGGCAGCGGGCAGGGAGGAGAGCGCCGGGUGGGCUGUGAGGGCGAUUGCAGCAAUAGCAGCCAGCAAGGCCGCCGCAGGGCACAUAGCACGCACACCUGGCGCGCUGGCCAUGCUGGCGGCGUUGAUCCCUGACAGGAUCGGAAACAGGUCUCGCAAAGCCGUUACGGCUGUCAAGCGGCUGGCGGGCUGUGAUGAUGUCACUGUGGUCCGCAUGGUGAUGGGAACCGAAGGCAUGAUGCAAGCCCUGGUGUCGGUGCUGGGCAGGCCUUCCAUAUCGGCCUCUGCUGCGAAGACGUUGAUGAUGAUGGCUGAGGCUGGGGAGGACUGUGCUGAUCAGGUCAUGGCUGCCCAUGCUGCGCUGCGUUCGACGCCAGCACGCACUUGA
Messenger RNA from Monoraphidium neglectum, 1419 nucleotides. RefSeq lists its product as hypothetical. The coding region runs from base 1 to 1419 and encodes 472 amino acids. The transcript has a single exon. Gene Ontology annotation, biological process: nucleus-vacuole junction assembly. Gene Ontology annotation, molecular function: protein-membrane adaptor activity; protein binding. The record is from RefSeq and is a predicted model, not a curated record. Lineage: Eukaryota; Viridiplantae; Chlorophyta; Chlorophyceae; Sphaeropleales; Selenastraceae.